Pestalotiopsis fici W106-1 is the source of this 654-nucleotide messenger RNA. RefSeq lists its product as uncharacterized. The record is from RefSeq and is a predicted model, not a curated record. The transcript has a single exon. Gene Ontology annotation, molecular function: acyltransferase activity, transferring groups other than amino-acyl groups. Lineage: Eukaryota; Fungi; Ascomycota; Sordariomycetes; Amphisphaeriales; Sporocadaceae. Bases 1 to 654 code for a protein of 217 amino acids.
AUGGCUUUCUCAUUCCCACCUCAGAGCUACGAAGUCAAAAGUCAGCGACUCGUCAUUCGCGACCCAGUCCCAGAAGAUGCAGAGGCAUUCGUCGACCUCAUGGGCAAAGUAGAGAACCUCCCCAUGGGUGAGACCGAAGCCAUGACGGGUCUCACCGUCGAUAGCGUGGUGGCGCGAUUUGGGCGGUGGAAAAAAACGUCUCUGGCGGGCAAGAAUGCAUUCCUGUCCGUGGCACUGCGCGACACGAACCAGAUGGUUGGCUGGAUGGGCUUCAACUGCUUCCGCACCAAGGAGGAGUUUGACGGGACCGUGCCGGAGCGCGACGAGCCCACGCCCGGCCUCGAGGGCCGUUACCUCACGGACGUCGGUGUCAAUAUCGACUACCGGCACCGCCGCAAGGGUUAUGCCCUCGAGGCCGUCUGCUCUGCCGUCGAGUUCGCCUUUGAGACCAUUGGCUGUCAGGUUGUCCGGCUCGAGACCUCGCUGGUGAAUGAGCGAUGGCGCGGGCUCAUGGUGGCCAUUGGCCUGGGGGAUUUUGAGGAACAGGCGCCCUCGAGCUAUAAUGGUGAAGUUGGCUGCAUUUACAAGGUCCAUAAGGAUGCAUGGCAGAAGGUGAAAGCUGAUCUCAAGGCCAAAGGGAAAUGGUAUGUCUAG